UUGUUAUUUAAUUGUAAAUAUUUUUAAACAGAACCUUAAGCAACACUAUGUGUGGGUGCUUACUUUGGUUUUUUCCACCCUGUCAAUAAUUUCCGCCUGCUCAUAUGUAGUUUGAGCACAUACAGCAACACCUUUGCAAAGACAAGACGAGGGUUUCGAGAUGGAAUUUUGUUAUACUUACAAAUAUAGACCAGUGAUGCAGCAAUUUCCUUUUACACAAAAACUAUUUCACCGUCUCUACAUAAAGGACUGCUGGCAGUUCACCACAUAUUCUUACUUUCUCUGCUUCUUGUAUGCUGUCAUACCUGGAGAAUGAAGACUUUCAUGAAGACUGCAUCACUGUUUUUGAUGCUAUGCUGUGCUCUGCAGAUUAACACCUCAGCUUGUACUAAAGCAAUAAUGAGUGUUAACAGUAUCUGCUGCUUUAAUGAAAUCAAUGUCAGAAUACCUCUGAAACGGCUGGAGUCUUAUUUCUGGACAAGCAGCAGUUGCCCCCUCAAACACAUUGUAUUUGUAACAGUUCCAGAUUCCAAGAAACAGAAGAAAGAAGAGAUUCAGAAGAAUCUAUUCUGUAUGGACCCUGAAUAUAAGUGGGUCCAACGGGCCAUUAAGGACAAGAAACGUGAUUGAAAUUCAACAAAAUGAAAUUUUCUACAAAUAGAAAUGUUCUAAAUUUAUACAGAUACAUACACAUAUUUGCAUAAAUAAGUAAAAUUGAAAAAAAAGAAAAAAGAAAUUGGUAUUGAAUUACUGAGAGUUACUGUUGUGAUGUGUAUUAUUCAAAUGUGUUGAUCUUAUCAUAACUUUUUACAAUGAAGUAAUAGAGAAUACUGCAUACAGAAGUUGUCAUAUGUUUGGAAUUCAUUUUAGUGUCAUCUGCCUUUUUAUUUCCAUAUUUACUUUACGAUUUACUUCAGUUUAGGUUACUUGACAACUUUAUUAAAUUCUGUCAAGUAGCAAUUAGUGUAACUAAUAUUAACUUCAAAUAUAUAUAUGUAUAUGUAUAUAUAUAUAUAUAUAUAUAUAUAUAUAAAUUAUAUUCAUUGAAAAAUGUAUUUGAUUUCUUUCUUUCACUGAUGCACAAUGUUAUUUCUAAGUAAACUAAAAAAGCAACUCACAAAUAUCAAGUUAAAUUACCUUUAUUGAUAUUGCGCUUUAGAUUGUUUCAAAGCGGCUUCACAGUGAUUAAAAAAAAAAAAAUAAUUAAAUGAUGCAAACAAAAUUCAACUCUGCUGUAACGAAGCUUUGAAAAGAAAUAAA
Messenger RNA from Onychostoma macrolepis, 1260 nucleotides. Its product is annotated as eotaxin-like. The transcript is spliced from 3 exons. Gene Ontology annotation, biological process: cellular response to tumor necrosis factor; positive regulation of ERK1 and ERK2 cascade; cellular response to interleukin-1. Gene Ontology annotation, molecular function: CCR chemokine receptor binding; chemokine activity. Gene Ontology annotation, cellular component: extracellular region. The record is from RefSeq and is a predicted model, not a curated record. NCBI's taxonomy places the organism in Eukaryota, Metazoa, Chordata, Actinopteri, Cypriniformes, Cyprinidae. Bases 313 to 630 code for a protein of 105 amino acids.